GUAUGAAAGGACGUAUUCUGUUAUGGCUAUGCAUCUAUUGACAAUGAUGGACGAAUCCCAAAGACUUCCAUAAAUUCACCAGAAUUGUAGUAUAGAGGACUGAGGACGUAACCAUGCCUUCCGUGGUUCUGAUGGACGUGUCUCUGUCCAUGACGAGACCGGUGGCGGCGGACGGUAGUGAGGAGUUUCAGAGGAAGAAUUUGGCCAUCCAUGGUCUCACCAUGCUUUUUGAACACAUGGCCACCAACUACCGACUGGAGUUUACUGCACUAGUGGCUUUCUCUUCCCUCUAUGAACUCAUGGUGCCGUUUACAAGAGAUUACAAUGCCCUGCAGGAAGCUCUGAGUAACCUGGAGGAUUAUGACAAAACUUGUCUGGAGUCUGCCUUACAGGGAGUCAGUAAUUUUGUGCAGCAGGAAUGGAGUAGUGCUUGCCCCUGCCAGGUGGUGCUGGUGACAGAUGGAGCUCUUGGGAUUGGUAGAGGUUCUCUGCGCCACUCCCUUCUCACUCUGAAACAACGAGGGGAGGACAAGAAGUUCCCCCUCCCCUUCCCGUUUCCAUCUAAACUUUACAUCAUGUGUAUUGCCAAUGCAGAGGAGCUGCAGGCUACUGAUGCUAUGGAGAACUUGGAACAGUUGCUUAGUCUUAAUGGUGGAGAAGGCCAGAUCUUUACCAUGGAGGGCCCACUGUGUCUGAAGAGUGUGCAGUCCAUGUUUGGGAAGCUCAUCGAUCAGGCGUAUUCGCCCUUCCACGCUGUACUGCGCUGUGGGAACCUGUCCUCUGAUGUUCAGGUCUUCCCCAGACCUGAGCCUGUGCUGGUGGAUGAGGAGGUGGAUCCCAUACCUAAGACUGUGCAAACAGAUUUGGAGAUUGUGGGCUUUAUUGAGAUUGCUGAUAUAUCCAGUCCUCCUGUUUUGUCCAGACACCUGGUCCUACCCAUUGCAGUGAAUAAAGAGGUGGAUGAAGUGGGCGCUGGAGCUGCUGAUGAAACAGAGGAGGAGUCCUCAGCCAAUCAAAUGGCAGGAAAAAGCCCCAACUUCUGUGUUCUUUUGCAUGGUAGCCUCAAAGUGGAAGGCAUGGUGGCCCUGGUACAGCUGGGGCCUGACUGGUUUGGCAUGCUGUACUCUCAGGCGGACAGUAAGAAGAAAUCCAAUCUGAUGAUGUCACUGUUUGAGCCGGGACCAGAACCGCUGCCGUGGCUGGGCAAAGUCUCCCUGCUGGGGCCAAGCUCAGAUGCUGCAGAAAACCCAUAUGGGGAGGAUGACAGCAAAAGCCCCUUCCCCGUUCAGCCCAAAAACAAACGGAGCUACGCUCAGAACGUCACCGUUUGGAUCAAGGCCAGUGGACUGCAGACAGACGUGCAGAAAAUCCUGAGGAAUGCCAGGAAACUGCCUGAGAAGACCCAGACCUUUUACAAGGAGCUGAACCGUCUCCGAAAGGCGGCCCUGGCCUUUGGCUUCUGGGAGUUGCUGAAGGGUGUGGCCGAGCUGCUGGAGAGGGAGUGCACCCUGCUUCCCGACUCCGCCCACCCCGAUGCUGCCUUUCAGCUUUCCCAUGCUGCCCAGCAGCUCAAACUGGCUAGUACGGGAGACUCCCAGUUUGCAGCCUUCGACCACAACAUCGCCCCCAUGCAGACGGACUUCUCUGGGGGUGGAGGUGGUGUGGAGAGGAUGUAGGAACCAAUGCCUGGACGAAUUACACAGUGCUGAAGAUUGUUUGGGUCAGUGUAGGCUGGGUCCAAGGAGGCUGGCAUCUCUAGACUGGGUAGAGACUGAAUGACCUGUGGAGUUUUACAUGUGCCGUUUUCAUUGUCUCACACAUUGGAUCUUAUCCCAGCCAGAGCCAAAGUACAAAGUCAUGCUUGUCUCAGUCACGAACUAUGAACCCUGUCAUUUGGGGAAGAAGUCAUUCGUUACAGGCUGUGUUUGCUCACUCUGAACUGUUCACUGGGUAAGGGGGGAAGAAAAAACAAUUCUGUAUCUCCAAGGAGACACACUGAAAGGCCAAGGAAUCAAUUUCUAGUUAGUGAGUUUUUUUGUACGUAGCAUUUUCUGAUACUCUG
Molecule: messenger RNA, 2062 nt
Organism: Chanos chanos (milkfish)
Lineage: Eukaryota; Metazoa; Chordata; Actinopteri; Gonorynchiformes; Chanidae
Gene: ints14
Product: integrator complex subunit 14
Exons: 12
Coding region: 114-1676 (520 amino acids)
Biological process (GO): snRNA 3'-end processing
Cellular component (GO): integrator complex
Source: RefSeq, a predicted model, not a curated record